UCUGGGGCUGGAAGGAGGCGGAGGAGCUGCGGUCCAACUGCUGAAGUCUCCAUGUGACAGUGAGUGGGGUCUCCUUUCUAGGAGCUGCUCUACCCCUCAUCACAGUCAUAGGAACCGGCCACUAUUCCAGCGCCGACAGACCAGCAGGCCCGGGACUCUGGGCGUCUGACCGUGUCGCCGACAGACUUGGGGUGCGGAGUGAACGGCCGCCCCGGGGAAGGAGGCGGAGCGGCUCGGCGAGCGGGGCUCAGUAGCGGCGCCGGCGCCCCGGAGCUGGCAGACAUGAACGGCUUCACUCCGGAGGAGAUGAGCCGAGGCGGGGACGCGGCCGCCGCGGUCGCCGCGGUGGUCGCCGCUGCAGCUGCCGCUGCCUCGGCGGGGAACGGGAACGCGGCCGGCGGUGGGGCAGAGGUACCGAGUGGCGGGGCGGUGUCGGCUGCGGGGCAACCUGGAGCGGCCGGUCCGGGUCCCGGGCAACUCUGUUGUUUGAGGGAGGACGGUGAGCGGUGCGGGCGCGCGGCGGGCAACGCCAGCUUCAGCAAGAGGAUCCAGAAGAGCAUCUCUCAGAAGAAGGUGAAGAUCGAGCUGGAUAAGAGUGCAAGGCAUCUUUACAUUUGUGACUAUCAUAAAAACUUAAUACAGAGUGUUCGAAACAGAAGAAAGAGGAAAGGAAGUGAUGAUGACGGAGGAGAGUCACCUGCUCAGGACAUGGACACUCCGGAGGUUGAUUUGUACCAAUUACAAGUAAAUACACUUAGAAGAUACAAAAGACACUUCAAGCUUACCACCAGACCAGGUCUUAACAAAGCACAACUUGUUGAGAUAGUUGGUUGCCAUUUUAGGUCGAUUCCAGUGAAUGAAAAAGACACCUUAACCUAUUUCAUCUACUCAGUGAAGAAUGACAAGAACAAAUCAGAUCUCAAGGUCGACAGUGGUGUUCACUAGAAAAGCAGCAUUCACACUAGCACAUAGAUGUCUGACUGUAAAGAAUGUUUAUGUUUUUAUGUAGAAAUAUUCUUGUGUAUUUUUUCUACAGAAAGUUUUCUUUGGCUUUUUGUUGGUUUUUUUUUUUUUUGAUUCUCAUAAUUAGUUGGAAACUCAUAUAAACUGAGCUUCCUAGAUUAAAAAUAUUUUAAAUAAAGGUGAUUACUAUUA
Meriones unguiculatus (Mongolian gerbil) is the source of this 1155-nucleotide messenger RNA. It is a transcript of the gene Sap30, whose product is annotated as Sin3A associated protein 30. The record is from RefSeq and is a predicted model, not a curated record. Gene Ontology annotation, biological process: regulation of DNA-templated transcription. Gene Ontology annotation, molecular function: transcription coregulator activity; protein binding. Gene Ontology annotation, cellular component: histone deacetylase complex. The transcript has 4 exons. NCBI's taxonomy places the organism in Eukaryota, Metazoa, Chordata, Mammalia, Rodentia, Muridae. Bases 283 to 945 code for a protein of 220 amino acids.